AAGCUAGUUAACAUAGUGCAAAGUAUGUAUGUGGACACAAGAGCUAGAUACAGACUAGGAGACAUAGAAACAGACUGGGUGAAGAUUGAGAGAGGAGUUAGGCAGGGCUGUAUAUUGUCACCAACCCUUUUUAGCCUGUAUACAGAGGAGCUAGCAGCCAGGAUGAGAGAAAUGAAUGUAGGGGUAAGUGUGGGGAAUGAUAAAGUAUGUGUGCUCCUUUAUGCAGAUGACGUAAUUGUUAUGAGUGAAUCGGCAGAUGAGCUUCAAAGUUUGUUGGAUGUGGUGGAUGGCUAUGGUAAAGACUUUGGAGUAAGGUUUAGCAGUGAGAAAAGCAAAGUAAUGAUUGUGAAUAAGUCAGAGGAUGAAAGUAAUGUGGUAUGGAGACUUGGAGAGAAUGAGUUGAGACAGGUGCAAGAAUACAAGUACUUAGGGAUGUGGAUGAGUCCUAGUGGGUGUGCAAAGGCAAAGAAUGAAAAGAUAAGUAUGGUAAACCAGUGGGUAGGUCGACUGGGAAGCGCGGCAAGGAUGAGAGCAAGUAAGUAUGAUGUGUUGAGAGAAGUGUGGAAGAGUGUGGCUGUGCCAUGUAUAAUGUAUGGUAUGGAUGUGAUUGCAUGGAAUGAAAGUGAAAUUGAUAAGUUAGAAGUGGGCCAGAAUAGAGUAGCAAGGAUGGCACUGAGUGCACCGAGGUGCACAGCAGUUGAAGCCUUGAGAAGUGACAUGGGAUGGAGCACCUUCAGAGAAAGACUGACAAAAGCCACACUUAGGUACAAAAUUAGGCUUGAGAGAAUGGAUGAUGCAAGAAUAGCAAGGAAGGUGUACCUGUGGAAUGAAAGUGGAAGCAAAUGGAAGAAGAGAUGCAUGAGAAUGACAGACAGGAAUGGAUUGCAAGUUGUGUGGGCGAUAAGAAUGGCUGGUAGGAAUCAAAUUGAGCGUGAAUGGGUGGUAACAAGAGGAUGCAGAGUGGGAGCCGAAUGGGAUGUGAGAAAAUGGAAGAAUGAGAUAGACAAAGAAGUGAAAUGUGUGGGACUGAAUAAAUGGAAGAAUGAGAUGGAAAGAAAGAAGACCCUGGAAUGGUACAAGGAGAAAGAGGCCCCGAGGUAUGAAAGGUGGUAUGAUGGAAGCCUGGGCGGUGAUCUUCUCUUCCGAGCGAGGGCACAGUGUAUGGAUAUGAAUGCAAGGAGUUACAGGUGGUCUGAGUCCCGCAGCAUUGUGUGCCAGAUGUGUGACAUGGGAGAGGAUGAGACGGUGGAACAUGUGGUGCUGGAGUGUGUGCAGUAUGCCAGAGACAGGAAUGAGAUGAUGCAAGUGAUACUGACUGAGUUAGGGCAUGAUAGGAAUGAAAGAGUGGAGACGGGAAAAGAGUGGAUGGUGUUGUUGCUGGGACUGUGUAGAGAGGCGAAUGAAAGGAUGAUUGAGGCGGUGAAAGAGUUUCUGGAGAGAAUGUGGCGUGCCAGGUGUAUGAACAAUUAGGAUAGAGGAUGCUGUUCGUUUCUCUUUUUUUUCCCCUUUCUACAGGAGUUGCCGAUCCAAAGACCUGACUCAGGAGUGAUCCUGUGCCACCUGUACCAUCAAGAUCAAGAUCAUGCAGCUUGUGGCCAUCGGUAGUUGGGAGAUGAGCAGCACAGACAGUUUGGAAGACCAAGCCCUGGCUGCCGACACGCCUUCCCUGGUGGUGGGAGGCAGCCGUCCCCUCCACCGCUCCCUGGCCACUUACCGAUAUGAGAAUGCCCUUGUCAAGACAGAGCUGGCAGCCACACUGGAGAGGCAUGGACGGGAGGUGGAGGAACUGAGGCUUAAGUAUGAAAGUAAGGUGCGGGAGGCAGAGAGGCAGCUGCAGGAGGUGGAGGAGCAGCUGGUGGACUUCAAGGAGACCCAUGCAGAGAAGGAGGCACGGCUACACCAAACCAACAUCAAACUGCAGCACAAGAUUAAGGGACUUGAGGAAGAUCUGGCCGCCAACAUGAGGAAGCAGGAAAAAUUGCAACAAGAGAAGACCAAAGCGGAGGAAGGAAUGGAGGAGGCCAAGUUUUCGUGGCAGGCCAGGGAGCAACACCUUCGGGCAGAGAAUGAGAGGCUGUGCAAGGAAGGCGAAGAGCUGCAGCGGGAGCUGGAGAAGGAGCGUGCCAGUGUGCGGGAGGUGACGGCAGCCCUCAGCACUGAGAGGCACCAGCAUCAGCUCAUCAAGAGUCGUGUGAGUGAGGUGGAGCAGCACUGCCAGGUGCAGCUGACUCUGGCUGAGGCACAGGCAGCUCAGCUCAGACAGGAGAAAGCUCAGGAGGAAGCCGCUGCUGCCAAGCGUAUUGAUGAGGUGGUUGCUCUGCUGGAAGAGGAGCGAGCUGUGGUGACACGGGUGAGGGGGGGAUCAGCUACCAGACUGAAGGAGGCAGAGAAGUGCAUGGCUGAGGAGAGACAGGCACACCUCUCCAGCACUCAGCAGCUGAGCCGCCACAAUGCUGAGCUACAGCAGGAGGUGAAGACGCUGGAGGACAAAGUGCAGAGCCUGGAGAACCAGCGAGAGAGUCGAGUGAAGGAGCUGAGAGAGCAACUCAAGGCCACCAUGGAGAAGCUUCAGGUGGUGGAGAAGGAGGCAGCAGUUGCAGGGGCUCGGCUGGCCAGUGUGGAGGACCUGGAGAGGCUACUGCGGCAGGAGAGGGAGAGCUCCUCAUCCCUGCGGCAGGAACUUCACCACUGCCAGGCUGAGGUGCAGGAGCUGAAAGCCAUGAAUGCUGACCUCCACCAAAACCUUCAGCAGAUUGGUGACAAGCUGAGUGAGAUGCAAGGACAGCAUGAGGCAGCCAAGGAGGAAGUGCAGAGGGAGCAGACCAACAGGGUGAAGGUGGUGGCGGAUCUCCGCAUGUCUCACCAGGAGGAGGCUGAGCGGUUGAGGACCAGGAUCAACACCUUGGAGACAUACCUAGCAGACAAGAGUACCAAGUACCUGGAGGACAGCAGUCUGCUCCGCCAGAAGCUUCAAACUUAUGCCAAGCUGAUCAAGAAGCUGAGACACAAGCUGGAAUUGGGAGCACUGCAGGUGGAGCAGCUGGAGGCUCAGCGGGCAGCCCUUCAGGACAAUGUGCCAGCCCACAAGCAUGCACACCUCCAGACUCAGCUGCAGGCACUCACCAGGAAGCACAAUGAGUUUGCUGCCUUCCUGCACGGCCUCAGUCAAUUCCAGUCAUCACUUCCUGAGAUGGCAGAGCUGACCUCCUGUGUGGGGAUGCUGAACCAGAAGCUCAGUGAGAUGGAAGAGGACCAGCGACAGUGCCUCUCAGAUCUUGAUUCCUUAUGAUAGCUGCCCCCUGACACCACCACCACCCCCACCACCUCCUUUAGUACUCAUCUCAUUGCUAAGGGAGUAAGGUGAGUUAAAAUGAAAUUUAAAUGAACUUGAAACUACUAAGUAUCUGUACCAGAUGUGUUUAUAUGUUAUUAUUUUGUAUCUAUUUUUAAGGAAGGGUUCUGGCCAAGGGCAGCAAAAAAGAUUAAAAAAAAAAAAAAUUGCUACUUAGGUACCAGUUUCUUGAAUUUUUCUCCUUGUAAUGGUCAGAAGAAUCACUGAUCAUCUUAAGCUUCUUAUUUUACUUGUACGAACCUGGUACUUACAGCAGCUGUGUGUAUGCCCUUCCUGGAGCCAAUUGUGUGUCUGUCAGUGUGUGUGUGAAAUGAAAAGCUAGUCAGUAAAGCCAUCACAGUGCUGGUGCAUUAGUUUUAAUGUUUAUAUAUGCAAGUAUUAAUUUAAUUAAGUCUUUCAAAGAGCAGCUAACAGAGAUGAAGGACCCAGUGAAAACAACAUAUUUAUUGAGCUGGAAGAGAAUUGAUAUUAUUAGUUACCUUUUAUGUUGUGUUAACCUGUCUGUAACAUUUGCCACUUAAGUCUUGCCUGCAGGAGCUUUAGGAAGCUCGGGACAAAGGCCGGUGUUCUCAAGUGAUGGUCAGGCUGUGGUCUUUAUUUUUUUAUUUUUUUUAUUUAUUUUUUUAUGUAGGAAGGACACUGGCCAAGGGCAACAAAAAUCUAAUAAAAAAAAUGCCCACUGAAAUGCCAGUCCCAUAAAAGGGUCAAAGCAGUGGUCAAAAAUUGAUGAAUAACUGUCUUGAAACCUCCCUCUUGAAGGAAUUCAAGUCAUAGGAAGGUGGAAAUACAGAAGCAGGCAGGGAGUUCCAGAGUUUACCAGAGAAAGGGAUGAAUGAUUGAGAAUACUGGUCAACUCUUGUGUUAGAGAGGUGGACAGAAUAGGGGUGAGAGAAAGAAGAAAGUCUUGUGCAGCGGGUCUGCGGAAGGAGGGGAGGCAUGCAGUUAGCAAGAUCAGAAGAGCAGUUAGCAUGAAAAUAGCGGUAGAAGACAGCUAGAUAUGCAUCAUUGCAGCAGUGAGAGAGAGGCUGAAGACAGUCAGUUAGAGGAGAGGAGUUGAUGAGAGGAAAAGCUUUUGAUUCCACCCUGUCUAGAAGAGCAGUAUGAGUGGAACCUCCCCAGACAUGUGAAGUAUACUCCAUACAUGGACGGAUAAGGUCCUUGUACAGAGUUAGCAGCUGGGGGGUGUGAAAAACUGGCAGACGUCUCAGAACACCUAACUUCAUAGAAGCUGUUUUAGCUAGAGAUGAGAUGUGAAGUUUCCAGUUCAGAUGAUAAGUAAAGGACAGACCGAGGAUGUUCAGUGUAGAAGAGGGGGACAGUUGAGUGUCAUUGAAGAAGAGGGGAGAAGUGAAGUUUCCAGUUCAGAUUAUAAGUAAAGGACAGACCGAGGAUGUUCAGUGUAGAAGAGGGGGACAGUUGAGUGUCAUUGAAGAAGAGGGGAUAGUUGUCUGGAAGGUUGUGUCGAGUUGAUAGAUGGAGGAAUUGAGUUUUUGAGGCAUUGAAUAAUACCAAGUUUGCUCUGCUCCAAUCAGAAAUUUUAGAAAGAUCAGAAGUCAAGCGUUCUGUGGCUUCCCUGCGUGACAUGUUUACCUCCUGAAGGGUUGGACGUCGAUGAAAAGACGUGGAAAAGUGCAGGGUGGUAUCAUCAGCAUAGGAGUGGAUAGGACAAGAAGUUUGGUUUAGAUCAUUAAUGAAUAAUAAGAAGAGAGUGAGUGACAGGACAGAACCCUGAGGAACACCACUGUUAAUAGAUUUAGGAGAAGAACAGUGACCGUCUACCACAGCAGCAAUAGAAUGGUCAGAAAGGAAACUUGAGAUGAAGUUACAGAGAGAAGGAUAGAAACUGUAGGAGGAUAGUUUGGAAAUCAAAGCUUUGUGCCAGACUCUAUCAAAAGCUUUUGAUAUGUCCAAGGCAACAGCAAAAGUUUCACCAAAAUCUCUAUAAGAGGAUGACCAAGAGUCAGUAAGGAAAGCCAGAAGAUCACCAGUAGAGCGGCCUUGACGGAACCCAUACUGGCGAUCAGAUAGAAGGUUGUGAAGUGAUAGAUGUUUAAGAAUCUUCCUGUUGAGGAUAGAUUCAAAAACUUUAGAUAGGCAGGAAAUUAAAGCAAGAGGACGGUAGUUUGAGGGAUUAGAACAGUCACCCUUUUUAGGAACAGGUUGAAUGUAGACAAACUUCCAGCAAGAAGGAAAGGUAGAUGUUGACAGACAGAGCUGAAAGAGUUUGACUAGGCAAGGUGCAAGCACGGAGGCACAUUUUCGGAGAACAAUAGGAGGGACCCCAUCAGAUCCAUAAGCCUUCUGAGGGUUUAGACCAGCGAGGGCAUGGAAAACAUCAUUGCGAAGAAUUUUAAUACGUGGCAUGAAGUAGUCAGAGGGUGGAGGAGAGGGAGGAACAAGCCCAGAAUCGUCCAAGGUAGGGUUUUUAGCAAAGGUUUGAGUGAAGAGUUCAGCUUUAGAAAUAGAUGUGAUAGCAGUGGUGCCAUCUGGUUGAAAUAGAGGAGAGAAGAAGAAGAAGCAAAGUUAUUGGAGAUAUUUUUGGCUAGAUGGCAGAAGUCACGAGGGGAGUUAGAUCUUGAAAGGUUUUGACAUAUUCUGUUAAUGAAGGAGUUUUUGGCUAGUUGGAGAACAGACUUGGCAUGGUUCCGGGCAGAAAUAUAAAGUGCAUGAGAUUCUGGUGAUGGAAGGCUCAAGUACCUUCUGUGGGCCACCUCUCUAUCAUGUACAGCACCACCACCAGCCAUCCACAAAACUGUUAAUAUAUACAUGUUACUUUAUUCUCAUCUAUUUAUAUUAAUAUGUAUAGUUUUCUACAUACUUUUUGUAUUUUGGGAUGUGAGAUAGGGGAGGAAGUAGUGUAGUUUACACCUAGCUUUCUACUCCUUGUGUUGUGAAGUGUGUAUUUUUUGUAUUCUGGGGCAAGAGAAAGUGAUGGAAGUACUGCUGCUUUUAUUUUCUUAUUAUUAUCACCUAGCUUUCUACUAGUGUUGUGAGGUGUGUGUACUUUCUGUAUUCUGGGGUUUAAGACAGAUGGAAGUAGUUUAUGCCUAGCUCUACUUCUUGUAUUGUGAGGUGUAAGGUCAGGAAGGGAGUUGGUGUCUGUGAGCCCCUUGAUCUAAUCACUGCCAGAAGUUUCAUCAGGUAAUUGGUGUCUGUGUAAUAUUAAAGUAUCUUCUUACCCUCAUAACCAGUGCUGCUUUAAUGAUAGUUUUUACAUUAAUGAUAGUUUUUACAUUCUAAUUGAUUUGCAACUUAGUGUGUCUUGCAAUAUUUUUUUAGAUGCAUUUGUUUAGUUUUAAAUUUCAGUGCUUUAUAAGAAUAAGUACUGUAAACAUAUCAGUGUGGUAUAUUUAAGCACUGGGCAGAGUUAUCAUAAGUUUACCUGUGUGUGAUAAUUGAUCCCUUCCAAAGCACCUGUAGAUCUGAUUGUAGUGAGAUGUAAAGUUGUGACCAAUAUAUUUUUGUAAGCCAA
Molecule: messenger RNA, 6824 nt
Organism: Scylla paramamosain (green mud crab)
Lineage: Eukaryota; Metazoa; Arthropoda; Malacostraca; Decapoda; Portunidae
Product: myosin-9-like
Exons: 10
Coding region: 1583-3289 (568 amino acids)
Source: RefSeq, a predicted model, not a curated record